Messenger RNA from Poecile atricapillus (Black-capped chickadee), 4208 nucleotides. RefSeq names its product R-spondin 1 (gene RSPO1). The record is from RefSeq and is a predicted model, not a curated record. Lineage: Eukaryota; Metazoa; Chordata; Aves; Passeriformes; Paridae. Bases 651 to 1427 code for a protein of 258 amino acids. The transcript has 7 exons.
GGAUGCCUUUACAAAGCUGGAUACUCUGGGAGCAGCGUGGGCUGAUGGAGUAGGAACUAGCCUGAGCGAUCUUUACAAGCUGAGAUCCUGCACAUCGCAGAAGGGUUUGUUUCUCUGUGCAAAACCUGGGACCCUGUUAGAAACCUGCUUUAAAAAACAAGUGACCAAAAUAUCCAAAUGCACCAGACUUCUCCAUGAACUCGCUACGAAUAUAUUUUUCAUUUUUUUUGACAGAAACGUGUAUGUAACUUUCUCUGGAGGAACUGAGGAAUUUUGUAGUUGUUCUUAUAGUAUUUUAAAUCUGAGCACCCAGUAGAGUCUUUUUCUGCAGUGAUGAGGGAGUGACAAGUUGAAGUUCCUGCCAGUGUACCUGGAAACUGUGACCAGCUAACACCCACUGCCGAGCCCCCAAUGGGACUAGGGCCGCGCUCCUGCACUCCUGACAGGGAUGAAGGUAGAGCCAUGUUACCUGCUACCUAAGCUCGCUGGUGCUGCUGUAGUUUGUGGAUAUGGUCCCAGACCUGGCUCUGUGCACAGACUCUCAGCUCUGAUCCCACCCGAGAGGAUUUAGCGGCAGCAGAGACCCCAGCUGUGGAGCACACUCCCCCAACCACCCCACGACGGAGGGGCUACAGCGCUGGAGAGUUACUAUGCAGCUUGGACUGCUUGUGGUGGUGGUUUUUCUAAGCUCGAUGGAUCUAACAGGCAGCAGCAAAGUGGUGAAGGGCAAGAGGCAAAGACGAAUCAGCACCGAGCUGAGUCAGGGCUGUGCCAGAGGCUGUGACCUGUGCUCUGAGUUCAAUGGGUGCCUGAGGUGCUCUCCCAAACUCUUCAUCCUUCUGGAGCGGAAUGAUAUCCGACAGAUUGGGAUUUGCCUGCCUUCUUGUCCACUGGGAUACUUUGGCCUUCGCAAUACGGACAUGAACAAGUGCAUCAAAUGCAAAAUUGAGAACUGUGAGUCUUGUUUCAGUCGAAACUUUUGCACAAAAUGUAAGGAAGGUUUGUAUUUGCACAAAGGGAGAUGUUACGUCACAUGCCCAGAAGGCUACGCUGCUGCCAACGGCACCAUGGAGUGCAGCAGUCCUGCACAAUGUGAAAUGAGCGAGUGGGGGCCGUGGGGGCCCUGCUCCAAGAAAAGGAAGCUCUGUGGCUUCAAGAAGGGCAAUGAAGACCGAACACGGCGGAUUCUGCAGGCUCCCUCUGGGGACGUGUCUCUGUGUCCUCCAACCACAGAGGUGCGGCGAUGCACGGUGCAGAAGAACCAGUGCCCUGAAGGGAAAAGGAAGAAAAAGGAAGAGCAAGGAAAGCAAGAUAAUGGGAAUAGAAAUCGGAAAGACACCAAAGACACUAAGUCUGGCACCAAGAAGAGGAAGAACAAACAGAGAGGGGCCACGGUGCCUGCGACGCUCGCUAGCCCUGCCCAGUAGCUGGCCCUGUGCGUCACCUGAUGGCAAGAGUUCAUUGCUGCUAUGUAUAUGAAAGCUUUAUUGAACAGAGCACUGCUACACCAUGUACACGUGUCCAGAGACAGACAUAUACUCCAGACUGACCCAGAGGCCACACACACAGUACUUAUGGAGGCUGCACACACCCCCCGCCCAGGACUGUGGAAGAAUGCUGCUGAGGAGUAGGAGCACACACGGAGGCAAAGCCCACGGCCCCAGGGCUCUGUGGGGACACUGCAGGGAGGAGAGAUGGAGCAUAAAUCAGUGAAGGACCCAGACGUGGGACUGAUUUCAUGAUCGAAGGCCUCAACUGGAGCCCAAGCACGUGGUCCCAGCACAGCCCCACUCAGCCAGGGGAUGAGACUGAACCCACAUGGCCACUCUCCCUGACCUGGGACCCAGACACACACAGCAGUGGCCUCUUUCUCUUCCCUCACCCCUUAUUUUGUGUUUUAAGCUGUAUGACUUUAUCAUUGCAAAUACAUGUUAAAAGUUUGUGGUAAGAGGUCAGUAGUAUCUGCCCUGAAUCUGCUUCAAAGAAUUAUUUCAAAUUAAAAAAAAAAAAAAAAAAAAAAAUCAAAAUGACAACCAGCUUCCUGAGUGUGUGGUUCAUACCUUGGCCCCUAUGGAGGCUGGUGUCCCACAGGACAGAGACUCACUUGUGGAAGGGAAACUCACCAAAGCUUUAAGAAAAUCCCAGAAAAUGCUGCCAGCUGCACUGCAGCCACAAAUCAGCUGUCCUGCGUGAGGGACCCCAACUGCACCCCGCUGAGCCCCGAGGAACUUCCCACUGAAGGAUCCACUUAACACACAGCAGAUUGAGAAAACGAGAGGUUACAACAAACCACAAGCUGCUGAAGCAUUGUGACUCAGCUCAGACAGUCACAGCAGUGGGACAAUCCUGGGCUGGGGACAGCCGGUCCAGCUGCUGGCCACCACCCCGGAGCGUGGCAGGAGGGAGGCAGGUGGGAGGGGGAAGGCACAGCUCAGGUCCUGCAGAAGAGAAACGAAAUUUUAAAUUGGGUAGAAACUAUUUGUCUGCAUCCCACUGACUGGAAUUUCCUGGAUUCUCCUGCUCUGCGAGAGCUGACACCUGAGCAGAGGAACUGGGACAAGGACUGUGCAAGAUCUGGUGAGCCCUGUGUGGGAUGUGUGGGUUCGCUGCCUGCUCUGCUCAGGGAGCUCUUCCUUUGGCAGGGUGGCUCACCAUCACUGCCCUGGGAUUUUCAAAUGUGCUUUCUCUGUAUAAAUAUGUAGGGACACAUUUAAUUUCUUGAGAGUUCAGCAGAAGCUCUCUGGUCCCAAGGAUGGUCCUGUGGCUCACAGAGAUGUGCCAUGGGUAGAUCAGGGAUGUGCUGCUGGAGCUGCAACUCCCCUGGUAGGGCAAAGGGCAGGAGAAACCUCACCCCAAACUAACCCUGGUGAGUCCAAUCUUCACUGUGCUCCCUUCCAUACCACCCUCUGCUCUGUGAUUUUGGAGGGCAGAGUGAGCCAACAGGCAUGCAGGGCAGCCUGCGAGAGAGCUCCCCGUCCCUCCCAGGGGUCACCUGCCCACACCCACAGCUCUGGUUCUCUCCUGUAGCUUGUGGCACCCACUGAGGACUCAGCUCUGGCACAGGACACCCCAACUCCCUUCACCCAUCAGGGCUGCCUUGGCUCGGUGCAGGAUGUGGAGGCUGCACAGUUGUUUUGUACCAAGCUCUCUAUGACUGCUCUGCUGGCAGAAAAACCUUUCAGCCUGUCGUCCACUUUGUGUUUAAGUAAACAAGAAGCUGUUACAUCUUUGAAAGGGGAUUCCAUUUCAGCACAAUGAUAAACGACCAGCAUACCAAGCAGGGGGAGAAAGACGUUCUUAAAAGUCAUCCUUUAAGUUGUUUACAGCUUGUGUUCAUACGAUUUCUGAAAGCUUCCCAGCUGAAUGAUCCAAUCUUGCUCUAUUUUCUAGCCUGUGAGAGAAGUAUUUUGUUUGUGCCAUGGCAUUGCUUGUAAGCAGAACCAUUUUCCCUUCUUCUUACCAACACCCAGCAGUGACCUGCUGGUGAAGCUCAGCUCUCUCACUCACUGUGCCUCCCUCCUGGUGCCCGAUCCCCACAGAGCUCUCAGUGAGGAUUAAGGAAAAGAGAAUGCAUUAGGAAAAUUUUCCACAUGAGGCUCUGGUAAUGACUUGAUUCCCUACAGUAACUCCUGGCACUAUUAGCACAACUAUUUCAAAACUAAACUGCAUGUAAUAAAUCAACAGAACCUAUUUUAGAGAACUCUAGGGAUUAUUAGAAAAACUGACAAACUUCUUUCUGUUGUAGCCUUUCCCCUACUUUCUUCCUUUUUUCAGAACAAAAUGCGAAGAAAAAGGGACAAAGGCAACAGGAAGUUUAAGAUGCAUAUUCAGAAUAUCCAAGAUUUUUCAGUAGGGGUGAUUUUAAAAUUAAAUUGUUUUAGAACAAUUAGAAGAAAAAAUAUGAAAAAUAAAUCAAAUUUCUUUUUUUUUUUUUUUUUUUUUUUUGAGUCAGCUCAAGAAUUGUGCUUACUCCCACUCCCAGAGAGCUGGUUCAGUUAUGAAUUUAGGAACAUUUUGCCUUUGACCAAUGUGAACUGCACACUGAGCUCCCCAGUCCAAGCUGAGGUGUCCUUAGCUGGGUGACGUCACCUCAACUCACACACACGUGAAUGCUCUCUUUCCACGCACUAGAUAGCCCUGUUGUGGUGUUGUCUCCAUGGCAUCACUGUAAAAUACAAGUCUUUAAACAAAUAAAUCAAUAAAUGGGU